Molecule: messenger RNA, 1317 nt
Organism: Zingiber officinale
Lineage: Eukaryota; Viridiplantae; Streptophyta; Magnoliopsida; Zingiberales; Zingiberaceae
Product: RNA-directed DNA methylation 4-like
Exons: 9
Coding region: 221-997 (258 amino acids)
Source: RefSeq, a predicted model, not a curated record
CCUAUUCACCGAAACCUCGAUUCUUGUUCUUUGGGCGAUUCUUUUUCUCCGGGCGAUUCUUUUUCUCUGGGCGUUUACAUUCGUUCGAUGGCUCCUCCGUCGAUCACCGGAAAGUCUCCUCCGCUGAGUUUGAUCACCGGAAAGCCUUCACCUCUGAGUUUGAUCACCGGAAAGCCGGUGAUCGUUAGGGUUAAGCGGAAGGCCUUUCAAGCCAAACUCGAUGCCUUCUGGUUGGAGAUUGAUGAAAGGCCACAUAAAAAAGCAUUCUUGGGUCUUGGAAAUCUCUCCAUAUCUGAUUGCGGCACAGGAAAAGCAACCUUCCAGAAAUACAAAAGAAUUUAAGGGGAGAUCUGACCGUAGAAGUUUGUAUAAACCUGAUAAGAAACAUGAUCAAUUACGGUCCAAGGCUAUAAAAGAGCAUGAGGAUCUCACUAGAAGUUCUCGAUUUGAACAAAUAUGGAAGAAAAGGGGAAGCAUAGAUGAAGAAGAAUACUCUUUGCAUGAAAAAUGUUAUUUGUAUGAUGUUGUUCGAGUUGAUGCUGAGGAUGAAACUCACCAAAGGGUGCCAAAGGCCAAAGAUGCUCCUGAUGUUGAUGGUGCAAUGUUGGAUAAGUAUUUACCACUUCUAAGGGAAUUCCUUCCACAAGCAGUUGAAGAGAUUGAACAUUACAAAGCAACUACAGAAGAUAACUUUGUUUACGACAUAUAUACCCAUGAAGUGGGUGUGGACACAAACACGGAUAACACUGAAGAGUAUCCAUUAGUGCAAGUUUAUAUGGAGGACGACUAUGAUGAUGGUCUAUCACAAUCUGAUUAUGAAAGUGAUGAUUCAAAUGCUGAAAACAAUCCAUGGAAUGAUUAUUGUGAUGAAGAGACGUCAGAAGAUGAAGAUGAGAAUGAAAGUGCUUUCGCUUACUUUGAAGAUUCUGACUCAAAUUAUGAACAAGUUGCCAGUAAAGAGGAUGAUCUAGAGAACUGGAGAUGGGAUUAUCGAUAAAUUUGUCUAUUGAACAUUUGUUAAGUUGAAGCAAUCACUUCAGAAGCUGAAGAUGAGAAUAAAAAUCCUGUCAUUGAUUAUUAACGACGAGUUGGCAGUGAAGAGGAAAGGAAAAUCGAGAGAACUGGAGAUGGGAAUAUGUCAAUUCAUAGUGAUUGUCUCAUUUUGAUGUAUAUUUUGUGGUGGUCGAUUUUUCAUAAGACAGCCAAAGUUGGCAUUUAUUCCUGUAGUGUGUUUGGUGGUUAAUGUUUCAGAACAAUGUAAAUAUUAAUUUUUGUGCAAAUUAAUUAGAAAUCUAAAAAUUUAAUUUUUCAUGCUAA